Labeo rohita (rohu) is the source of this 4910-nucleotide messenger RNA. RefSeq names its product POU class 3 homeobox 2b (gene pou3f2b). The transcript has a single exon. Gene Ontology annotation, biological process: brain development; regulation of transcription by RNA polymerase II. Gene Ontology annotation, cellular component: nucleus. Gene Ontology annotation, molecular function: DNA-binding transcription factor activity, RNA polymerase II-specific; RNA polymerase II cis-regulatory region sequence-specific DNA binding. Bases 900 to 2192 code for a protein of 430 amino acids. Lineage: Eukaryota; Metazoa; Chordata; Actinopteri; Cypriniformes; Cyprinidae. The record is from RefSeq and is a predicted model, not a curated record.
UAUAUACAGCCAACACAUUUUCUGCUCUUUAAUUCUGAAUGAGAAAAAUGACAACAUCAUAUCAUGUUUUUCUUUCUUAGUUUCACCUACUUUAAAGCUGAUGUAAGGUACAUUAAUAUAGGCCUAUUUAAAAUAUGUAAUAGAAUUGAAUGUUAGCAUGUUAAAAGAAAUACCUGCCUCAAAAUAAACACCAUUUUUGUUUCUUUUUUUGUUCUUUCGAUUUUUCUUUCUUUUGGGAAAAAAAAACUUUUAGUAAUCUGAGCUAGAGACAGCAUAAUUUCCUCCAUCAUCAAAGUUUUUGCCUGAUGGCCAGCAAACUUAGCUGUUUAUUUUAAAGCAUUGGUUUGUUUGUGGCAGUUCUUGAAACUCAAACACCUGAAUGAGACAAACGAUAUUUUAAACAAAUUAGUUAAUACUUUUUAAGCGUGGUCUGCCAAUUUUUUUUUUCUUUAAUACUCUGAAAAUUCUCCGUAAAGUCCGUAAAGUUGACUGUGUCCAAAUACCUUUUCAAGGGCAGCAAACAUCACGCUAGAAAGAUUGAGAUAGUUUCCCUUAUUUGACAAAUGAAACCCCGAACCUGUAAUCAAUAAAUAUAUGAAAUGACAUCAUAUCCAAGUUUUCAUUUAUUGCAUAAAUUCUACUGAAUAAGACACAUACAUAACGUACAUACACACACAAAACCGCAAAUUCCGUAAGAGACAAGUUUGAUAUGAAUUUCUCUCCAAGUUAUAAAAAUCAUAACCUUUGAUGUUCUUCGGUCCGGUCUUGGUGGCCCGUCGGUCCCUCACAUUUCAGAGGUGCUGCAGGACACUGAGUUCUUUUGAGGGAAAGAGGCAGUGUUUGUUAAGACUCUCGAGCAUCCAAUGAGCUGAAGGCUGCCUCGAAAAAACGCGUCCAUCAUGGCUUUCCAGCCAAUGCGCGGCGUCGAGGGGCGGAGCUCAGGUGCGCGCCGCUGCGUCCACUUGGCAAAGAGCCUGGGAGACGCCUGUGGCAAAAGAGUAACUGUCAAAUGCAAGGUUCCUUUAAUAGGAGCGAUCAGUCCGGCUCCGAGAGUCAUGGCGACUACAGCAUCCAAUCAUUACAAUAUCCUCACCUCCAGCCCAUCUAUUGUACACUCGGAGCCUGGGAGCAUGCAGCAAGCCACGGCUUACAGGGACGCGCAAACCCUGUUGCAGAGUGACUACUCACUGCAGAGCAACAGUCACCCGCUCAGCCACGCGCACCAGUGGAUAACAGCCCUGUCACACGGAGAAGGAGGUCCGUGGUCGUCCAGUCCCCUCGGCGAGCAGGACAUCAAGCCAGCGGUGCAGAGCCCCCGGGACGAGAUGCACAAUUCCAGCAAUUUACAGCAUCAGUCGCGGCCACCCCAUCUGGUACAUCAGGCGCACGGGAACCAUCACGAUUCAAGGGCAUGGAGAACGACGACGGCGGCUCACAUCCCCAGCAUGGCCACGUCGAACGGACAGAGCCUUAUUUACUCGCAGCCCGGGUUCAGCGUGAACGGUCUCAUCCCGGGCAGCGGCCAGGGCAUCCACCACCACAGCAUGCGCGAAGCGCACGAAGACCACCACAGCCCGCAUCUCAGCGACCACGGUCAUCCACCGUCCCAGCACCAGCACCAGCCGCACCAGAGUCACCACGACCACUCGGACGAGGACACGCCGACCUCAGACGACUUGGAGCAGUUUGCCAAACAGUUCAAGCAGCGGAGGAUCAAGCUGGGCUUCACGCAGGCGGACGUCGGACUAGCUUUGGGAACGCUCUAUGGAAAUGUGUUUUCGCAGACCACGAUAUGCAGGUUUGAGGCCCUGCAACUCAGCUUCAAAAACAUGUGCAAGCUCAAGCCUUUGUUGAACAAGUGGUUGGAGGAGGCAGACUCCACAUCUGGCAGCCCCACGAGCUUGGACAAGAUAGCUGCGCAGGGGAGGAAACGCAAAAAGAGGACUUCCAUCGAGGUAAGCGUCAAAGGGGCUUUGGAGAGCCAUUUCCUUAAGUGCCCGAAGCCAGCCGCGUCGGAAAUUACUUCGCUGGCGGACAGUCUGCAGUUGGAGAAAGAGGUAGUGAGGGUUUGGUUUUGUAACAGAAGACAGAAAGAGAAACGGAUGACUCCUCCCGGCGGACCUCUGCCGGGUACCGAGGACGUAUACGGAGACACGCCGCCGCAUCACGGGGUUCAGACGCCCGUUCAGUGAGAAAAGACACAAACAACACAAAAACAAGGACAUAUCUUUAUCAUACUGACUGCCUCAGUCUUCAUUUAUGAUUACGUUCACAUUUGGAGCUAUCCAAAGUGAAAGCAGCUGCGGUUUAGACUACUACUGAGGCGGGAGAGCAGAUUAUAUCCGUCUUCAAUGUUACUCAAAAUUCGUACCGCUGCAACAGAGGGGACCGUGCGUUCCCCGCGCCAGCAAAGAGAACGGUUGUUCUGUGAAUACCCAGCACUGUGAAAAGACGCAGUUUUAAGGUGUAACCCUACUAUUUAUCAAACACUUUGAGACGAGCGAAAUGUCCCUCAAACGCGAGCAUUGGGUGUCCCAUAGCCAGUUGUUUACAUCUAGGCGCAUUCACUGCUUUUUCUUUUUGCGGGAUUAGCCUGAAAAGUGACUAGUGCCGCAGCAUUUGACAAAUACACGCCAUUUUUACUUUUGUUGUGGGCGACUGAGGGUGAACAUCGAUUCGAUUGAAAAAAACAACAACAUCAGUGUGACAUGCAUCCACCCACAGUAUUCAACUAUUUUCUUGGGAUCAAAAGGCCUUUCAAUACUAUUAUUAUUAUUACUGCUGUUAUUAUUAUUAUUAUUAUUAUUUUAUAAACAGCAUGGUUAUGUACCAGUUCUCCUACUCGUGGAGACACUCGUUUGAGGUGCAAGGUCACACUAAACAGAUGUUGUAGUCUUGGCGCCAAGAAAUUAGUCUCACACAAUUGAUUCUGGUCCCUUUCUCCGUUUUAUCAAUACGGAUGGGUCCAAAUUGAAAAGAAAUAAAAAGAAACUUCCAGCAUCGAGCUGCAGACAGGUCACCCGAAGGGCUAGCGACAAAAACCUGGCAUUUCCUUCGAUCUAGUCAUAUUUCCAUAAAAUACAAUUGUUUCACAGGACUCCACACAGUGCUGUAAAUAUUGUAUAAUUUUUAAAGGACAUAGCUACGUUAUUCUCUCACUUGAGCACUUUUUCGUAUCAUUUUGAAUUUGGAAAAGAUUUUAGAGGGUUUUGUUUAUUUUAUUUUUGUCUUAUUUGUUUAACAUUAGAGUCUUGGUAUAUUUUGCCUUUAUAUUUAUAGUCAUUUAGCAGAAUAUCGCUUGCUAUCUCUUGCCGAAGUCAGUUGCUUUUUAACCCACAUUCAGCUGCUUUUUUAUAAAUUAUGAGCUGACUUUACUAUAUGUUUAUGUAUAGUAAACAAUGUUCAGUCUUCAACAAUGUUAGCACUAUUUUCUACCCAACGAAUUCAAUAUUAUAUAUCUCAAACAUUUGAAUGUCUUUUUUAAUUAUUUUGAAAUAGAGAUUAUUUACACAGUAUCGUGGAGAAUGGGAAAAAGCAAGUGAUGUGACCUGCAAUAUUUUCAUUUGACGUCAAACGAUUCUGCAUUGUUUCUUAUGACAAAGCGUUUUGUGUUACUUUAUAUUUCCAUCAUUUAACAAGCAUAUCAAUUUAUAAAACGAGCACUAUUAUUAUUAUUAUUAUUAUUGUUAUUAUUAUGAAAUAUUCUCCACGUUUACCCAACAUCAGAGCUAUACAGUAAAAGGAUACUUGGACUUUGAAUUUAACUGUUUUUGUUCUAUUAGUUUUUUUGUGCUUUAUAGUUCUUCAUUGUGUUGGUUCCGAUUCGCAUUUAUAGGGACACGAUGCAGUGAUGAUUUACUGAAAAUGUAAACACUGGAAGGCUGGAAAAAUUAGAAUAUUUUUCCCAGGGGCUUGCUAUACGUCACUAUGUGUAAAUACAAUACAACAAUCAGAAAUUAUUAUUAUUAUUAUUAUUAUUAUUAUUAUUAUUAUUAUUAUUAUUAUUUUCUUAUUGUAUUAUUUUGCUUAUAUUUUAAUUCAUAUUUUGGUGUAAAUCUAUUCCACAGAAAUUCCAGGGACAUCUGUUAUUAUCGUUCUACCUUUUUUGUUUUUCAAAAGAAACAUUUACAUAGAUUAAUUGAUCAAACUGUCAUGUAAUUCUACAAAUACUGUGGGAGCUAUUUAUUUGUCGUUUUAUUUACUCUGUCAGAAAGACUCCAUCAAACGUUGAACUGGAUGAUUUUGUGGGUAUAAUAAAAUGCGCAGAGGUUGUGAUAGAAAUUUGAUUUUGUAGCAUAUGCUGUUUUUUUCUGAAUCGAAGAACCUGACAUUUUAUGUCGUCGGGUGUAAAACAAUAUGCGGACAAAGCCUGUAUUUUAUUAACGUCUAGGUCAAGUUUUUAAACGAAAUUUUAAAACGUGAAACCGAAUUAGCACUAUACGUUCAAAUGGCUUAUGUCACCGCAAUCAAAUGAAACUGAGUUCGUGAAAUUUGUAAGGCACAAAAAAUGCAAACCAAGACGUUUUUUUUGUUUUCCCUGAAAUGGAAAAAAAAAAAAGUAAAUAUGAUAAAGCGGACAGAGAAACUGAGAACUGACACAGAUGUGUUGCUGAAGCUUUCUUAUCUUUUUGCGUUUAACACAGCGCGCUGGUUUUUGUGUACUGCAUUUAUCAGUAUAAAAAUGUUCGGCCUGUGUUUAGAAAAUGUAAACUAAUUAGAUUUAAAUGUUGCAGAUUUUGUAAAGAACCAGUUAUUAAGAACUAUUAUUUAUGGUGUCGCUUAGUUUGUGGCAUCAAAACGUGGGCCUUAAUAUAGGCCUUCUUUUAUGGCAUUAUUUAUAUCGCGUGUUUAUAUUGUUGCUGUCUUUGUUUGCAACGUAGUUUGUCAGUUCGAAAUUAUUUAAAAUUUGA